CCUCUCCGCCCCCGGGAGCCCGGAUGUCUGCCGCCAUCACCGGCCCAGUCGGUGUGGGAGUCGGUUCCGCCAUGGGUUAUUUGCUCUCGCUGUCUCUGUUGCUGCUGCUCGCCUUUCCGCUCAGCCUGGUGCAGCGGGGCCCCGGUGCAGGGCUGUCUUUAGUUGCUGCAGAUGACCCAACAGAGGAUGAAGAAGGUGUAGAUGAUUCUGUAGUAGAGGAUGAAGAUGAUGAAGCAGAGAUAGAGGAGGAUGAUGCAACGGACAUUAUGGAAGAUGAAAAGGAAGAGGAAGAAGAAGAUGAUGACUCGACGUUUGGGGAACCAAAAGCUUCUCCCAAUGCUGACACAACUAUCUUGUUUGUGAAGGGAGAAGAUUUCCCAGCUAACAACAUUGUGAAAUUCUUGGUUGGAUUUACAAACAAGGGCAAUGAAGAAUUUGUUGUAGAAUCUUUGGACGCUUCAUUCCGUUAUCCUCAAGACUAUCAGUUCUACAUUCAGAAUUUCACAGCAUUACAGCUGAAUACAUUGGUGCAGUCCCAACGUCAAGCAACAUUUGAGUAUUCAUUUAUCCCUGCUGAGCCAAUGGGAGGUCGGCCAUUUGGAUUAGUCAUCAACCUCAACUACAAGGAUGCCAGUGGCAAUAUUUACCGUGAUGCUGUGUUCAACCAGACUGUUACAAUAACUGAGCGAGAGGAUGGUCUAGAUGGAGAAACAAUAUUUUUAUAUAUGUUCCUAAUUGGCCUUGGGUUACUUGUUGUGGUUGGUAUCCACCAACUCCUGGAAUCAAGAAAAAGAAGACGGCCAACUUCCAAAGUAGAGAUGGGUACAUCUAACCACAACAAUGUAGACAUGAGCUGGAUUCCUCAGGAAACCCUGAACCAGAUCAACAAAACUUCACCAAGGAGAUCUCCCCGUAAGCGAGCGAAGAGGACCGUGGGUUCAGACGAGUAAUAGCUUCAGUUUUUAAUUUUCAGUGUUCAAUCCUGUCCACUUUAAUUUAGCAGUGGCAAUAAUGCUGAGAUGCCAUCUAAAAGCAUUAAAAAGAAUUAAUGGACUAAGCUCUAGAAUGUGUAAGAAUGUUUGUUUUGGAAGAGCUACUCAACAAGCUGCACUUUGGGGUAGAGAGUUGCUAACUUUUGCCAUUUGAAUAUGGUUUGUAUACUUGGAGAAAUUUGCAGCUUAGUCUUCUAAUGUGAACAACUCUAAAGCAAAUUGUUUUUGGCCGAUGUAUGAUUCUAUAGAUCAUACGAAGUAUUGGAUUCUUACGGAGUUUUGAUUUUGUGUUCCUUUUGGUAUUGACUCAAAAGAAAUAGAUGAUUUUUUUUCUUUCAGUGCAGGACAUUUCAUCAUAUAAGCAUGUCAUUACUUAGCACAUGUGCAUAAUCAGCUUUUUUAAAUCCUGUUUCUGAUCACUUCAACUCUGGAAUGAUUGGUCUGAGCCAGUGUGUAUAGUCAAUAUGGUUUGAGUAAAAUAAAUAUUUGCACAGAUUUGAGGUCUUGCUCAGCAUCAUGGAAAUGUGUGAGAGCUCAUCUGUAUAUUUGGAACCUAAAUGAGAUUGCAGUUUUUGUUUUCUGGGGAUAUAGCAUUCAGA
Molecule: messenger RNA, 1591 nt
Organism: Mobula hypostoma (lesser devil ray)
Lineage: Eukaryota; Metazoa; Chordata; Chondrichthyes; Myliobatiformes; Myliobatidae
Gene: ssr1
Product: signal sequence receptor, alpha
Exons: 9
Coding region: 24-950 (308 amino acids)
Cellular component (GO): endoplasmic reticulum membrane; endoplasmic reticulum
Source: RefSeq, a predicted model, not a curated record